This is a messenger RNA of Gossypium arboreum, 3256 nucleotides long. Its product is annotated as pentatricopeptide repeat-containing protein At2g40720. Lineage: Eukaryota; Viridiplantae; Streptophyta; Magnoliopsida; Malvales; Malvaceae. The record is from RefSeq and is a predicted model, not a curated record. Gene Ontology annotation, biological process: RNA modification. The coding region runs from base 108 to 2669 and encodes 853 amino acids. Gene Ontology annotation, molecular function: protein binding; RNA binding. The transcript has a single exon.
AUAAAGGUUAUUAAUGUUAGAUAGAAUAGAUUCGCAAAUCGAAGUGGUUGCUAUCUAACCGCCGUUGUUCAUCCCUCGCUGUGGCAGCUGCUUGAAACAAUGCAGAAAUGCUUCAAACCGUACGCCUUUCACGCCAGCUUUCACACUAUGAAACCUUCCAUCUUAACCCAGCGUUAUUCAAUUCCAACAUCAAUGCCUUUAUUCAACAUGGCCAAUUCACUAAAGCCUUACAGCUAUUCUCUGUUUCUCCACUUUCAAUCACCAAUUUCACUUUUCCCUCUCUUCUUAAAGCUUCCACUUUCCUCUCUAACCUCAACUAUGGAAAAACCCUCCAUUCCACAAUCAUCCAAGUGGGUCUCCACUCCGACCCUUAUAUCACAACUUCGCUCAUAAACAUGUACACCAAAUGUGGGUCAUUUUCUUCUGCAGUUAAUGUGUUCGAAGAAAUGGUUACAAGAGAAGGCUUUGUUGAAGAUGUCACUUUAUGGAACUCUUUGCUUGAUGGGUAUCUCAAAUUUGGUCAAAUAAACGAGGGUUUGGCUCAUUUUAACAAAAUGCAGGCGCUUGGGGUACUUCCUGAUGCUUACUCACUUUCUAUUCUUCUUGGUGCUUUGGGGUUGAAGGAAGGAAAGCAAAUUCAUGGCUACAUUGUUAGGCAUAUCUUUAAGAGUGAUCCCUUUUUGGAAACUGCAUUGAUUGGUAUGUAUUCGAGUUGUAGUCGAAUAAUGGAGGCCUGGUUUGUAUUUGACCAUUUGGAAGAUAAGAGCAAUGUGGUUGUUUGGAAUGUAAUGAUUGGUGGUUUUCUCGAGAAUGGAGGAUGGGAAUGGAGCUUAAAGUUGUAUUCUUUAAUGAAAGCUGAGAAUGUUAAGUUUGUAUCAGAAUCGAUUAGUAGUUCCUUGAGUGCCUGUGUGUAUGGCGAUGUUAUGGAUUUUGGGAGGCAAGUUCAUUGUGAUUUGAUCAAAAUGGGAUUUGAAAAUAACCCUUUCGUUUAUACUUCUUUAUUGAGCAUGUAUGGAAAAUGCCAAUUUGUUGAAGAUGCUGAAAAUGUUUUCCGUCAGGUAUUGGAUAAAGGAAUUGAGUUAUGGAAUGCUAUGAUAUCAACUUUUGUUUGGAAUAAAUAUUCUUUUGCCUCUUUUGAGGUUUACAACAAGAUGAGAUAUAAUGCAAUAACCCCUGAUUCUUUCACAAUAUCUAAUGUUUUAUCAUGUAGCAGUAUGAUUGGAAUAUAUAAUGUUGGGCGGUCAGUUCAUGCAGAAUUAGUGAAGAGACCUAUAGAGAAUAGUACUGCAGUUCAGAGUGCAUUGUUGACCAUGUACUGUAAAUGUGGCAGUGUUGGUGAUGCUAAUUUCAUUCUUAGCACAAUGAGGGAAAAGGACGUGGUUGCUUGGGGUUCGAUGAUAUCAGGUUUUUGUCAAAAUAGGAAGUUCAGAGAAGCUUUAGAUUAUUUUAGAAAAAUGAAGGCAGAUGGAGGAGUAAGACCAGAUUCUGAUAUUAUGUCAAGUGUCAUCAACGCAUGUACAGGAUUGGAGAAUGUAGAUUCAGGGUGCAUGAUCCAUGGAUAUGUUAUCAAAAGUGGUUUGCACCAUGAUGUUUAUGUUGCUACUUCCCUUGUUGAUAUGUAUUCGAAAUGUGGUUUCCUGGGUAUGGCUGAACGUUUAUUCUCAGAUAUGCAUGAGAAAAAUCUUGUUGCUUGGAAUUCCAUGAUAUCAAGCUAUUGUCGAAAUGGUCUGCCUGACCAGUCUAUACAGCUUUUCUCUAAGAUAAUUCAGCAUGGUUUUUAUCCAGACUCUGUAUCCAUUACAAGCGUUCUCACUGCAGUUUCAUCCACAGCAGCUUUACUAAAUGGAAAGAUUAUCCAUGGAUAUGUUGUUAGGCUAGAGAUUGAAUCUGAUAUUCAUCUGGAGAAUGCAUUGAUGGAUAUGUAUAUUAAGUGUGGAUUCUUAAAAUAUGCUGAGUAUAUAUUUCAGAACAUGUCUCAGAAAGAUUUAGUUACAUGGAAUUGCAUGAUUUCUGGCUAUGGAUCUCAUGGCGAUUGCAUUGAAGCAUUGUCAUUAUUUAAUGAGAUGAAGAACAGUGGAAUCAAACCUGAUGAUGUUACUUUUCUUUCCCUGAUUUCAUCUUGCAAUCAUGCUGGUUUAGUUGAUGAAGGCCACAAGAUAUUUCAAUCCAUGAGAGCGGAGCAUGGGGUUGAACCUAAAAUGGAGCACUAUGUGAACAUUGUUGAUCUGUUUGGCCGUGCUGGACGUUUAGAUGAUGCUUAUAAUUUUGUAAAAUCCAUGACCAUUGAACCUGAUAGGAGUGUUUGGUUGAGUCUGUUGUGUGCCUCCCGAACCCAUUUAAAUGUGGAGCUUGGUGAACUGGCAGCUCACUACUUACUGAAACUGGAACCAGACAGGGGCAGCAAUUAUGUUCAAUUGUUACAUUUGUAUGGAGACGCUGAAUUAUGGGAGAAAGCUGCAAACAUCCGAGCAACAAUGAAAGAAAAGGGAUUGAAGAAAACCCCUGGAUGUAGUUGGAUUGAACUGAGGGAUAGAGUUGAUGUUUUCUUCCCAGGAGAUUCAUCUUCCAUGAGAACAGUGGAGAUUUAUGAGAUAUUACAUAGCAUUGGGAAGCAUAUGGAGAAGGAAGGAGGUGAUUCUGAAAUUAUGGAGACAAUUUCAGACCUGUAAGUAUGAAAAAUUAAUUUUGAAAUUUGGAAGUGUAUAAACAAAAUUAAAAAGUCUGAAAGAUGUGAAUUUGUCUUUAUGAUCAAAAUGAGUAAAAAUGGAAUGACUCCUUUGUUCUCUCUAUUUAUUGCAUUUUAUAGAAUUUGAGAAAUAUGCAACUGUGAGGUGGGUUUUCUUACCUAAACAGUAUAAAAGCUACCGCACAGUUUGACAUCUUCAUUUGCUGUAAGAGGUUUCCAUUUUUGUGCACUAUAUGCUGCUAAUCUAUGACUGCUUGCAUGUUAUUUACUUUUCCUUGGAUGCAUGCAGUAGCUUUCUUCUUCAUUCAUCAAUAACCUUCUUUCCUAGUUUUAGCAAAAUCUUAUGGCCCAAAAGGUUACCUCGUUCAUCUUAGGAUGAGAUUCCAGCAACGUUAGUUACCCUUUUUUAUUUUUCCCCUUUUCUUUAAGAAAAAGAGAGAUACUUGUACUUCCAGUUGGUGUUGAAAGUUGCCAAGAAUUUGUCUACAAUAUGCUUGUAUAUAUCGUUCAGUGUACCAUAUUUUUGUGUAAUAAAAUAUUUGUACAACUUGGUGUUGAAGUUGGCAAGAA